CUCUCGCACAUUAAAAAUCCGUCUCAAAUUUAUGAACGCGCCCCAACGCAAACGGCACCACGUCAGUUUUGGAGCAUUAUUCGGUCGGUUCAAUGACAAAUUGAACAGCUGAUUCACAAUAAAAACUUCGGUUUUCAAAAAAAUCCAUGAACAGAACUAACGCUGCGAAGUCGAAAACAUUCCACGCAUCACGUUCGAAUUAUCGGCUCCCCGAUUUUUGUCCUUAUCAGUGCAGAAGAAUAGCCACAUUCCGGAAAUGUCCAACCGUAAUCGGAACUAUAGCCAAAAACCGGCUAAUCCGUGGAAUCGGAAUAAUACCGGUACUCAGGUAAGUCAAUCGAAUACAACCAGUUCAAACGUCGAGCGUAAGAAGCAAAACAACAAGCCGGCUUCAGUCGCGCCCGCAGACAAUUUGGCCAGCUCCCUGAAACAAUCGGAGCAACGGUUUAAGCAGGCCCAUCAGAAAAAUGUUGAAUCCGCGCGGAAGUACACCCAACAGUAUGAAUCCAGUGAUGAAGAGGACGGAAGUGAAUCGGCUUCCCAGGAGAUUUUGGGGAAUAUAUUGAAAAAUUACAAUGGGCUAGGAGGUGAUGUUGGCAAGACAUCAGAAUAUUUGCAGCACCUGCUAGAAUCGCGAUCAGCUGUUUGUCUGAUCUGUAUCGGCACAGUAAAGCGAGCCGAUGCGAUCUGGUCAUGUGGAAGCUGUUACACGUUCUUCCAUCUGAUGUGUAUUCAGCGGUGGGCCAAUGAUAGUAUAUCGUUAAAGCGUAUCAGCCACGAGCAGCAGGAAGGAUACUACAACAAUCGCGGCGAAUAUGUUCCAAAGCCGGUCCUUUCCGUUCAUUGGGAUUGUCCAAAAUGCCGGAAAGAGUACGAACCGGUGGAUAUUCCCCGACACUAUGAAUGCUUCUGCAAAAAGGAGCUGACUCCUCAGAACCACCUUUGGUUGAUUCCACAUUCUUGUGGCGAAACCUGCCGAAAGCCUCUGGUUCCAGAGUGUGGGCACAGCUGUGUGCUGCUAUGUCAUCCAGGUCCUUGUCCGCCAUGUCCUCAAAUCAUCAACGUUUCAUGUCUGUGUAAGCAGUCCGGGCAGAAAACCAUACGAUGCUCUCAGCGCAGUUGGACAUGUCUUAAAAAGUGUAAACGCAAGCGUAACUGCGGAAUUCACGAAUGUGAAGGGGUGUGUCACGAUCCCGAAAACUGUCCACCAUGUAAAAGUCGUAGCAAGAAACCUUGCCUAUGUGGUAACAAAACCAAAGAGGUGGAUUGCUCCGAUUCGGCCUGGCAGUGUGGGAAAGUUUGCGGGCGUAGCUACCCAUGCGGUUUGCAUAGCUGUGAGCAGCAGUGCCAUGCCGGUGAUUGUGGCGCAUGUCCGCUCGGGUUGCCUAGGACGUGUCCUUGCGGAAAGACUAGUUCGGUAGCGGCUUGCUCUGAAGAUAUUGGCACUUGUGGUGAUACCUGCCAGAAGUACCUAGAAUGUGGGGAACAUCUGUGCAGCGAACGAUGCCACCCGGGUAAAUGUGGUCAAUGUUUGGAGCUGGUGAAGAAAACCUGUCGCUGUGGCUUCACAACCAAAGUAAUUGCCUGCCACAAGCAGUUGUCUUGUGAAAACAAGUGCAAGAACUUAAGAAGCUGCGGAAAGCACCGUUGCAAUAGGAAGUGUUGCAAUAGCCAGUGUCCGCCGUGUGACAAAGUCUGCGGCAAAACGUUGGCCUGUGGAAAACACAAAUGUUCGUCCAUGUGUCACCAUGGGCCGUGCUAUCCGUGCAACCAGAAGGCCACCGUCAAGUGUCGUUGUGCCGGAACAUUGGUGGAAGUACCUUGUGGACGUGAGAAGAAAAUCUCCACUCCGAAAUGCAAGCUACCGUGCCGGAUCCCAUCCAAGUGUCACCACCUAAACCCACACAACUGCCACCAGGACGAUUGUCCAUCGUGUCAGCAAGUUUGCGGUUUACCGAACGACACUACCAAAUGUGAACAUCCUUGCUGGGCCAAAUGCCACGAUGCGGUCCGGGUAGUAACCAAAGACAAAAAUUUCGUACCAGCUGGCCCGUGGGAUGCUCCAACUGAAAUCGUAGAAAUAAAACAACUGCCUCAUCCUGAAUGUGAAGUCAAAGUCCCGGUAACAUGCAUCGGUCAGCACGAAACGGCCCAGUGGCCUUGCUACAACUCAAAACCGGCAUCGUGUGGCCGAGAAUGUGGACGACAGUUGAAAUGUGGAGUCCAUAAAUGUCCUUUGCCUUGUCACUCGUUGAAACGUGUUGGCGCAUCGAUGCUAGAGGAAGAUCCACGUUGUCAGUCGUGCUCGGCAGAUUGCGCCGUACCACGCCCCGCGGGAUGCACUCAUCCUUGCAAACGGCCCUGCCAUCCGCCACCUUGCAACCCGUGUCAAGCGCCAACGAAAACUACUUGUCACUGCGGGUUGACACAGAUGUUUUACAAAUGUUGCGAGUACUAUGCAGACGACAUAGCUCAUGCGGAUCUGUUGGUGGCCAGAGAACAAAUGUUGAGCUGUGGUCAAAAAUGCAUAAAAAAUUUCCCCUGUGGGCACCGUUGUAACUCGAUCUGUCAUUCGGGUGACUGUCCCAAUUCGGAGUUGUGCAACAAGAAGGUAAAGGUGACUUGCCCGUGUCGUCAUCGGCGCAUGGAAGUCAGCUGUGGAUCGGUGCGGGCGCAAUCGCAGACUCAUAAGCUCGAAUGUGAUGCCAGUUGCCAAGAGUUGCAAGCCGCGCGAGCUCUUCAGCUCAACGAGAAGGAAAUGGCCCAGAAACAGGCGGAGGAAGCCGAAAAUCGGCGGGCUUUGGAGGAGUACGAGAAGAAAUUUUCCGAUCGAAGGAAGCAUCGGGAAAGGAAGAAGGUACAGCAGGAGGAAAUUAAAGAAACCAAUUGGGUUCUCUAUGGUGGGAUUUCUGCUGGCGUGGUUUUGGUAGCAUUAGUAGUUUAUUUUCUUUUACAGUGAGUUCCUUAUGUUUGUCUAUUUAAGUUCAUAGAACAACGUAGUAAUAAUUCUAAUAAAUGCUCUUUUUAAUUUAA
This is a messenger RNA of Uranotaenia lowii, 3033 nucleotides long. RefSeq names its product NF-X1-type zinc finger protein NFXL1. NCBI's taxonomy places the organism in Eukaryota, Metazoa, Arthropoda, Insecta, Diptera, Culicidae. The transcript is spliced from 5 exons. Bases 257 to 2959 code for a protein of 900 amino acids. Gene Ontology annotation, cellular component: nucleus. The record is from RefSeq and is a predicted model, not a curated record. Gene Ontology annotation, biological process: regulation of DNA-templated transcription. Gene Ontology annotation, molecular function: zinc ion binding; DNA-binding transcription factor activity, RNA polymerase II-specific; RNA polymerase II transcription regulatory region sequence-specific DNA binding.